This is a messenger RNA of Pelagomonas calceolata, 1753 nucleotides long. Lineage: Eukaryota; Pelagophyceae; Pelagomonadales; Pelagomonadaceae. The record is from the annotation of a GenBank genome assembly.
GUACAAAGCCGCACUUUAUUAAGCGGGUACAACAAGCUGGGGUACCAAAAUCCCUUUAGUAGCGCGUCACAAGACCAAAAGCAAAGCCAUGCCGGACAAGGGCACCGUCGUGCCCCUGCCGCCGACGGCGAAGCGCCUCGAGGAGGCGAAGACACUCGAGACCCCGCAGAGCUUCGUGCCGGGCACGAGCGUGAGCGCCGGCCAGUCGUGGCAGGCGGCGGGCCCCGCGCGCAAGAUGAUGCCGGUGGGCGUGGUGGGCGCGCUGGGCGCCAGCUACACCGUCUUCGAAAAAAAUUGGACGUGCGGCGAGUGCCACACGGAGAACUACGCGAGCAAGCCGCGGUGCCUGCGCUGCCGCGCGCGCAAGCCCGCCGGCGGCGGCGGCGUCGUGAGCGGCGGCGCCGCGCCCGCGUCGCGCGACGGCGGCGGCGGCGGCGACGCGAACGUCCCCGUGCACGGCGAGUGGAAGGAGGUCUUCGACGACGCCUCGAAGCAGCUCUACUACGCCAACGGCGCGACGGGCGAGACGCGCUGGGACCGGCCCCUGGAGAUGGGCCCGACCCCGCACGCGAGCGGCUGGUUCGGGCGCGGCGCCGCGGGCUCCAAGGCGGCGGCGGGCUACGAGGCGAACGACGUCGAAUAUUUGAAACGCCCGGCGCGGCAGCAGGUCGACUACGUCGCGUCGAAGAACACGGUGCUCGAGGGCGCCUACGAGUACAACCUCUGGUGGGGCAAGUACCUGGGGGAGCACUGGGGCGACAAGACGCGGGAGCCGGCCGAGACGCGGUGCGUCUUGGCCACGGACGCGGGCCGGACUAAGGCGGACGGCGCGCGCGGCGCCGCCGCCUUCUGCCUCUUCUUCGCGCGCGGGUCGUGCGGCCACGGGUCGAACUGCCGCUACUUCCACAGGAUCCCGGUCCGGAAAGACCUGGACCGGCUCGCCCGGGACGAGCAGCGCGACGUCUUCGGGCGCGAGCGGCACCGGGAUUUCAGGGACGACAUGACGGGCGUCGGCGCGCUCAUGAAGCCGUGCAGGACGCUCUACGUCGGGUCGCUGCUCAAAGCCGAGUACGCCGACCCGAUGGCGCUCGAAGAAGCGCUCUGGCGGAACUUCGGCGAGUGGGGCGAAGUGGAAAAUAUCAACCUGAUCAGCCGCCUCUCGAUCGCCUUCGUGCGCUACCGCUACCGCGCGCACGCCGAAUUCGCCUUCAUGGCCAUGGCCAAUAAUCAUUUGGACCACGGCGAAAACCUGAACGUGCGCUGGGCGCACGACGACCCGAACCCGGUCGCGCACGACGCGGCCGCGCGCGCCGACGCCGACGCGUUGGUCGAGAUGCUGAAAGCGAAGGGCGCCGCCGUGGAUGGCGGGGAGGUCGUGGCCGACGCGCCCCUGGACUACGCCGCGCCGCCGCCGAAGCGCGCCAAGUCGGAGGACGCCGGCGCCGCGUACCCAGACACGGACGCCCAGUACGCGGACGCGGCCCGGGCGUGGACGGCGGUGCCCGUCCCGGGCGAGCCCUCCCGGACCUACUGGUGGAACGAGGCGACGGGCGAGACGUCGGCCGCGAAGCCCGCGGUCGUCGCCGACGCGGCCUGCGACGCCGCGAACGCCGCGCUCGACGCCGCCGACGCCGCCGCCGCCGCCGGGUCGGUCCCGGGCUGGGCCGAGGCCACGGACGAAGUGUCGGGGCGCAGGUACUUCUACCACGCCGCGACGCGGCAAACGGCCUGGGAGCGGCCGACGGCGAGGUAA